CCCGCUCGCUCAACCCUUCAUCAUUCCUUGCUUCCUCCAGUCCCUGCCCUCCUCCCUCCAUCGCCCCGUUCCAUCCCCUUUCCCUUCCCUUUCACGAGAUCCCCAUCCGGCCAUCCCCACCUCUGACCGCACCUCCCAUGCCGCACUAGUUCACCCGCCCACUCCCCACCCAACACACGCCGCCCAGCGAGAUCCAGAGCCGACCGGUCGCCGGCCCUCGCCCUCCGCCCCCUCCGCAGGUGCUCGGCGGAAUGUCCCACCGCCAGCCGGCGCCAAUGCCGGACACCCUCUCGGACGCCUUCGCCGCCGCGGUGCUCCUCUCCUCCACCGACAAGCCGGACACGCUGCCCCCGGGGAGGCUCUCGCCAGUCUCCCCGCUCCCGCACUCCUCCUCCAAGCACGGGCACCAGCACCCUCACCCCACCCCGAGCUCCUCCUCGGGCUCCUCUGGCUCCGUCUCCCGGUCCCUACUCGCGCCCGCCUCCAGCCUCGCCUCGCGCCGGAGCCACUCCGGCGAGAUCCCGCUCCCCUCCGACGCGCCCCCACGCGGGACCGCGCGCCCGGGUCACCGCCGCACCGGCUCCGGCCCCCUCAUCUUCACAUCCGGCGCGUGCUCCAGCUCCGCCACCUCGCCGCUCACCAACGCGCUCCCCGCGGGCAACAUCUGCCCCUCCGGCCGCCUCGCCAAGCCGCUCCCCUCCUCCUGCUCCGCCGCUACUCCGCCACCCCCGCCCCGCGCCUCCCGCCACGACGUGCUCGGCUCCGGGACCGCCAACUACGGCCACGGGAGCAUCGUCCGCUCCCGCGCCGCCACCGACGAUGACGCGGUCCUCAGGCGCGCCAUGUCGGCCGCCGACCCCGAGGAGCUCAAGAGGGCCGGGAACGACCAGUACAGAAAGGGCUGCUUCGAGGAGGCCCUCAGGCUCUACGACCGCGCCCUCGCCCUCUGCCCCGACAAUGCCGCGUGCCGGGGCAACCGCGCCGCCGCUCUCAUUGGCCUCCACCGCCUUGGCGAGGCCGUCAAGGAGUGCGAGGAGGCGCUCCGGAUUGAUCCAUCCUACGGCCGCGCGCACCACCGCCUCGCGUCCCUGCAUAUAAGGCUAGGACACAUUGAGGAUGCUCUGAAGCACCUGUCACUUGCAAUCCCACAGCCUGACCUCCUAGAGUUGCACAAAUUGCAAACAGUGGAGAAGCACUUUGGGAGAUGUCUGGAUGCGCGAAAGGCUGGUGACUGGAAGAGUGUGCUAAGAGAAAGUGAUGCUGCUAUUGCGGCUGGGGCUGACUCCUCUGCUCUGCUCUUGGCUGCUAGAGCAGAAGCCCUUUUCCGUCUCAAUUUACUUGAUGAGGCUGAUGUUGCAAUCUCUAGUGCCUCCAAAUUGAAUUAUACAUCUUCAUGCUCCCCAGACACCAAAUUUUGCGGGUUUAUUGCCAACGCCUACCUCUUUUAUGUACAUGCCCAAGUUGACAUGGCAUUAGGAAGGUUUGACCAUGCGGUGUCCUCCAUAGAUAAGGCUAGAAUAAUAGAUCCAGGAAACACUGAAGUGAUAACCAUGCAUAACAAAGUGAAAUCUGUGGCCAGAGCACGAUCUCUAGGGAACGAGCUCUUCAAUUCUGGAAAAUUUUCAGAAGCUUGCGUUGCUUAUGGUGAAGGGCUGAAACAACACCCUGUGAAUAAAGUCCUGUACUGUAAUAGGGCAGCUUGUAGGUUCAAACUUGAACAGUGGGAGAAGUCAAUUGAGGACUGUAAUGAAGCUCUCAAGAUUCAACCUAAUUAUACCAAGGCUUUGCUCAGGCGGGCAGCAUCUUAUGGCAAGAUGGAGCGAUGGGCAGAAUCUGUGAAGGAUUAUGAGAUUCUCAGAAAAGAACUUCCAAGUGACACGGAGGUUGCUGAGGCCUAUUUCCACGCACAGAUUGCUCUCAAGUCAUCUCGUGGUGAGGAGGUAUCCAACAUGAAGUUUGGAGGAGAGGUUGAAGCAAUUAUUGGAAUGGAACAAUUCCAGUUGGCUACAUCUUUGUCAGGUGUUUCGGUCAUCCAUUUCAUGGCAGCUUCAAAUCAGCAGUGCUGCAAGAUUUCUCCAUUUGUUAACACGCUCUGUACCAGAUACCCAUCCGUUAACUUCCUCAAGGUCGAUGUGAACGAGAGCCCUGCUGUUGCACGCGCCGAAAACGUGAGGACAGUUCCAACAUUCAAAAUCUACAAAAACGGCAUUAGAGUCAAAGAGAUGAUCUGCCCCAGCCAACAGCUGCUGGAAUAUUCAGUGAGGCAUUACGGGAUUUAGGCCACGAAGCCGAUGACUUGAUGUUACCUUCCGCCUCCAGCUUCUCUGGAGCGAGCACAGGCUUUAGCCGGAGCAGAACCAGUCAAGUUCAUCUUGAUGAGGGGUAAGCAUGAGAAUGGAAAAGCGAAGAGCAACUCUUCCCCAGCAUUUUCAACCCCACAGCCCACCCCCAUUCUCCAUUUGUUGAUUACAUACCUACUCGAUUUAUUCAUUUAAUCUAUCUCGUCCGUACAUCAUUGUUGCAAAAUUUCUGUAGAACCCCCAAAAAACAUCUCCUGAUUCAUGUGAAGAAUGACUGUAAAUUUUUACUUCCAUGUUUACCAGACAACUGAGG
Messenger RNA from Zea mays, 2613 nucleotides. RefSeq names its product TPR repeat-containing thioredoxin TTL1. The record is from RefSeq and is marked provisional. Lineage: Eukaryota; Viridiplantae; Streptophyta; Magnoliopsida; Poales; Poaceae. The transcript has 7 exons. Gene Ontology annotation, cellular component: cytoplasm. Bases 252 to 2279 code for a protein of 675 amino acids. Gene Ontology annotation, molecular function: protein binding.